Messenger RNA from Scheffersomyces amazonensis, 1889 nucleotides. Its product is annotated as trans-hexaprenyltranstransferase. The transcript has a single exon. Gene Ontology annotation, biological process: ubiquinone biosynthetic process; isoprenoid biosynthetic process. Gene Ontology annotation, molecular function: prenyltransferase activity. Lineage: Eukaryota; Fungi; Ascomycota; Pichiomycetes; Serinales; Debaryomycetaceae. Bases 163 to 1647 code for a protein of 494 amino acids. Gene Ontology annotation, cellular component: transferase complex. The record is from RefSeq and is a predicted model, not a curated record.
AAGCUUACUAGAACACUAUAAGACACUAACUACGGACGAAAACCAGAGCUUUCACCUGCUGUGAGCUGAUAUUCAUUCAUUUAUACAGUUCCAUCGUGUUCUAAUUGGUAGUUUGCCUUUUUCACCGAAGUUUUUCCGUAACUAUUGCAUUUUUCCAUCACUAUGUUAGCCAUUAGAAGGCAAUUGGUAAGUAGCCAAUCUAAAGGGAUACUUACCAGAUCUAGAUAUAUUUCUCGGUACAAUUCUUCAGUAGCGACCGGCAAUGUUGGUUCUACUGUCAAUACGUUCAAAACUGCCGUAGAAACAGCCGAAAAGCUCGUCCAACCUCCGUCAUCUAAGAUCUUUAAUGAUCCAUUUUCCAUAGUUAGUCAUGAAAUGUCUAACUUAGCCAAGUCAAUUGCUAGUUUAAUUGGAUCAGGACAUCCUACUUUAAAUCGAGUUAGUUCAUACUAUUUUGAAGCAGAAGGUAAAAAUGUUAGACCAUUAAUUGUAUUAUUAUUAUCUAAAGCAUUAUCCAAUAUUCCAUUAGAUCAAAGAAAUAGAAUUAAAAUCGAUACUUAUGAUGUUACUGAUCAACCUCAUUAUCAAGGUACCCCUACUGCUACUUCAGUAGCUGGUAAAUCUGUUGAUGAUUCUAUAUCUCCGUUGGCUAUUUUACAUGGUAUUAAUCCUCGAGUUAUCUUAGAUCCAUUAUCUAAACCAAUGGAUAAAUUACCCUCGUUUGAUGCUGUUAAUGGAAUUUUACCUAAACAACGUCGAUUGGCUGAAAUUGUAGAAAUGAUUCAUACUGCUUCAUUAUUACAUGAUGAUGUCAUUGAUUUAAGUGAUUCAAGAAGAGGUAGACCCAGUGGGAAUAUUGCAUUUACUAAUAAAAUGGCAGUUUUAGCAGGGGAUUUCCUUUUAGGUAGAGCUUCUGUAGCCAUUGCUAGAUUAAGAAAUCCAGAAGUAAUUGAAUUAUUAUCAACUACCAUUGCUAAUUUAGUAGAAGGAGAAUUCAUGCAAUUAAAGAAUACAGUUAUGAAGAAUGAAGAUACAAACAUUAUAGAUAAUGAUGGAGAAUCCAAAUCCAUACCGACUCCUACUGGUAAAGUUCCUACUGAACAACAUGAAUAUUCAAUUACACCACCUCAACAAGUUGAUCAUAUUACUAAUGUUGAUGCAGCAUUUGAAUACUAUUUGCAUAAGACUUACUUAAAGACUGCAUCACUUAUGUCAAAAUCAUCUCGAGCAGCUGCUGUAUUAAGUGGAUCUCAAGAUGAUAUAAUUGAGAAAUGUUAUGAGUUUGGUCGUAAUUUAGGAUUAUGUUUCCAAAUAGUCGAUGAUCUCUUGGAUUAUACAUCGAGUGAUGCUACAUUUGGUAAACCUAGUCAAGCCGAUUUAAAAUUAGGAUUGGCUACUGCACCAAUAUUAUUUGCUUGGAAAGAAGAUCCAACACUUGGAGAGCUUAUUGGUCGUAAAUUCAAUCAACCAGGAGAUGUCGAAAUUGCUCGUAAUGCCGUGCAAAAGUAUAAAGGAUUAGAGAAGACUAAAGAAAUGGCUGAACAGUACUGUUAUAAAGCUUUAGAUAAUUUACGAGUAUUACCGGAAUCAGAUGCUCGUAGUGCACUUGAAUUCCUCACUAAUUCCAUUUUAACUAGAACUAAAUAAGUAAAUUCCAAAAAGUUUAACUAUAGAUUUAGAUUUUGUAUAUAGAAUAUUUAUUAUUACAGUAAUUUUAUACCACGGACCGGAAUUAUAAUUGCAAUAUGGCUCGGUAAAAUGCUUAUAUUUGUAUGUUGAAUGCGUAACUGAUUCUUUAUUUGCCAGGAUGGACAAUGUCAUACAAAUUUCUAUUAAAUUCAUCAAUAACUUUGUAAUAGCGCAUAACUAGAACUUUACGAACACCAGUG